Messenger RNA from Frankliniella occidentalis (western flower thrips), 651 nucleotides. RefSeq lists its product as uncharacterized. Bases 125 to 586 code for a protein of 153 amino acids. The record is from RefSeq and is a predicted model, not a curated record. NCBI's taxonomy places the organism in Eukaryota, Metazoa, Arthropoda, Insecta, Thysanoptera, Thripidae. The transcript has 3 exons.
GCGAUACCGCCAAAUGCCACUCGACGCACUCGACGGUAUCCCGGGGCCCGGGCUCGGCUCGCAGUUAUAAAGGCUGAGGGUCGCGUGCACCUCAUACUGCAACGCCAACCCCACAGACGUAGCCAUGAUCGCCGCCCUGGUCAUCGUCGCCCUCGUGGCCUCCGCUCAGGCCUACCCUGGCAGCGACCCUCUCGAACAGAUGCUGUCCGUCCAGUACGAAAACAACAACAACAACCUGUUGACGAACUUCGGCAACUCCGCCACCUGCCUCGUCGCCAAGAUCUUCGAGGUGAAAGACGCCAUCGACGAAGCCAAGAAGGACCUGCCCCUCCUGCUUAACAUCCCCCCUCUGCUCCUCGCCAACCUCGCCAAGUGCCAGCCCACCGACGACUGGCUCGACUGCCGGAUGCAGGCCAUUCGCGACACCUGGGAGGGCACCCAGAAGGAUCGCGACCAGCUCGCCGCGGGAGGUGCCAAGAUCCUCAAGGCCGUGCAGGACAUCCUGGUGUGCUUCCAGGACGACAAGGUCCAGGCCAGGAACGGAGCCAUUCGCAUCCAGACCUUCCCCGCCCGCAUCGAGCAGUAGGCCUAACUGUUGAUGACGAACAAUAAAAGUAAAUGGGGGUGGUUACCACCCAUUUCCCACCUGUA